AUGUCCGAACGCGAGCACCGCCGCAAGAGGGAAAAUGCCGAGGAAACGCUCAAGAGCACCGAACUGCUCUACGCGUUCGACGUCUUGAUGCACUUCAUGGACAACCCCCAAUCGGCCGUAUUUCUGGAACCGGUGGACUGGGUCGCUCUGGACCUGCCCGUCUAUCCAAAAAUCAUCAAAAUGCCGAUGGAUCUGGGUACCAUCAAGAAGAAACUGCUGUCCGGCGAAGUUCAAAACAUCGCCGCCUUCGCGAGACUCAUGCGACUGGUCUUCACCAACGCCCUCAAGUUCAACGAGCCAGGGUCCAGCAUAGCCCUGCUCUCGGAAAGCCUUCUGGAAGAGUUCGAGGCAAACUACGCGGAGCUCAAAGCGUUGACCGCCACUCAGGGAAGCAACGACGGCGGACGACAACAGGAACAAGACACCCUCAUCAAAUCGCUCGAACAAGAGGCGGAAGAACUGGAAGCACAAAUUCAACAAACCAAAGAAAAAAUCGAAUCCACAAAACAGUCACAAGAAGAAAGUGCCAAAGAAAUCGUGGAAGAAAAACUCCGCAUGCAACUCCCAGUCAACCGCAUCAAGAAGCUGAAGAUCAUCCCCCCCCGCCUGCCCCUCACCUACGCCGAAAAAGAAGAACUGUGUCGACGCAUCGAGGAGUCCCUGGACCGGUCAGCCGUCCCAGGACUGCUAGAAGUCAUCUCUACCUCCGAAAUCUCGGGCGAUGAAGUGGAAGUGGACAUCGACAAACUAGACGACGACACCCUCAUCAAGGUCCAGGCGUACGUCGACCAAACCCUGCGAAAGCCAAGAAGGAGCCUCCUGUCCGUGGACUACGACGGCGAGUAUUCGGACAAGCUCAGCAAGCGCUCGUCAUCUCACAGAACGAAACAAUAA
This is a messenger RNA of Schistocerca gregaria, 894 nucleotides long. RefSeq lists its product as uncharacterized. The transcript has a single exon. The record is from RefSeq and is a predicted model, not a curated record. NCBI's taxonomy places the organism in Eukaryota, Metazoa, Arthropoda, Insecta, Orthoptera, Acrididae. Gene Ontology annotation, molecular function: protein binding. The coding region runs from base 1 to 894 and encodes 297 amino acids.